Rangifer tarandus platyrhynchus (Svalbard reindeer) is the source of this 342-nucleotide messenger RNA. Lineage: Eukaryota; Metazoa; Chordata; Mammalia; Artiodactyla; Cervidae. The record is from the annotation of a GenBank genome assembly.
AUGCGGUUUGCUUCAAGGAAGAAUGGAAUGAAGAAGACCCUUUGUCAAAGGAGGGGCAGAGGUCUUGUGGAGGCACGAAGUAUGACCAUGAGGGUCAGAAGACCUCUACAAGGGACCUUCAGAAAGACAAUCCGAUCGUAUGCCACUCAAUCGACGAAGCCAAAGAAAACAAGAAAAGGAAACCAUUUCUUCUCUGGCUGUGGAGGCACGAAAUAUGACCAUGAGGGUCAGAAGACCUCUACAAGGGACCUUCAGAAAGAAAAUCCGAUCGUAUGCCACUCAAUCGACGAAGCCAAAGAAAACAAGAAAAGCAAACCGUUUCUUCUCUGGCUGUGGACGUAA